AUGAAGAGCUAUAUUACUCUCGCAGCCUUUGCUGCUGGAGCCCAGGGUCUUGUCAGCCGCACUGGUAGCUGCUGCUUCCAUCUUACCGCCAACGGGUCUCCUGUCGGUCAGCUCAGUGAUGGACAGAACCGUAUUGGGGAUAGCAGUCUUCCCGAGGGAGAGUUCUGUAUUGAUGGUGGCUCUAUCACUGAUGGCAAUGGUCGUGGCUGCAUUUUAACCCCCCCCACUACUCAAUUGCAGUGCGACGUGGGAGCAACUCCCACCUCAGGCUUCUCUAUCAGCUCCAACGGUCUGCUUGAAUUCAACGGCAGUCCCGACUUUAUUGCCUGCGAGACGGGUGAUAACGGUGGCCUGAACAUCUAUACUACCCAAAGCAGCGACCUGAGUAACUGCAAAAUGAUCGAGUUGGAAGCCAGCUCCUGCUCCAGCGGUACCACUUCGCCACCUGCGACCAACUGUGGAACUGCUCUUUCCACGGGCAAUUACGAGUUCCCACACCUGAUUAUUCCCGUCGACUCCUCGUCCCCCAACACCGCCGCUGGUACUUCAUUCAACGGCAAAGUGACUUCUACAGUCUCUAGCAUUUUCAACUUCGAUAUUCCCUCGUCUGACUCGGGCAAGACCUGCAGCCUGGUCUUCCUGUUCCCCGAGAAGGCUAACCUGGAGACAUCGUCCUUUACAUUCAGCGGCGAUGGCAAGAUCGAUUUCUCUGAACUGUCUAAGGCUGCUACUACCUCGACUACCUUUGACAAUGCCCCGUCUGUAUCUAUGGACUUGGGUGAGAUUACUGUUUCGCCCGGUAACUCGUACGUUGUUUCGACCUUCUCGUGCCCCGCUGGUCAGGCGGUGGCCUUUGAGAUGAAGAAUGCUGGUAGCACCGACUUUGAAUUCUUUGAGGACUUCAACCCUGCUCCGCUUGGUCUUUUCAUCACUGUCUGCUAA
This is a messenger RNA of Penicillium atrosanguineum, 942 nucleotides long. RefSeq names its product Histone-fold. The transcript has 3 exons. The record is from RefSeq and is a predicted model, not a curated record. Lineage: Eukaryota; Fungi; Ascomycota; Eurotiomycetes; Eurotiales; Aspergillaceae. Bases 1 to 942 code for a protein of 313 amino acids.